Messenger RNA from Candidozyma auris, 990 nucleotides. It is a transcript of the gene MCT1, whose product is annotated as [acyl-carrier-protein] S-malonyltransferase. The record is from RefSeq and is a predicted model, not a curated record. NCBI's taxonomy places the organism in Eukaryota, Fungi, Ascomycota, Pichiomycetes, Serinales, Metschnikowiaceae. Gene Ontology annotation, molecular function: [acyl-carrier-protein] S-malonyltransferase activity. Gene Ontology annotation, cellular component: mitochondrion. The transcript has a single exon. Bases 1 to 990 code for a protein of 329 amino acids. Gene Ontology annotation, biological process: fatty acid biosynthetic process.
AUGCUACUUCGCCAGCUUCGUCAUUUGUCAUGCUCUACGACCCAAAAAGCCAUUGCUGUUGCCUGUCCUGGUCAGGGAAUUAUACCUCGUGGGUGUCUUGCCGCUUUCAAGCCCCACCAUGAUCUCAUCGCUCCAUCGCUCGAGCUUGUGGAUGAGGUGCUAAAUGAAAAGUUCUCGAAGAAUUUAUUUGGUGAUACUUCAGCUGACGCUGACGAAUGGAGCUUGCGAACCUCGAAUGCGCAGCCAGCAAUCUUGGCUUCUACGGUGAUCACUAAUCAGAUGUUCGAGAAGCUCCACGGUAUAGAUAUGGUCAAAGAGCCGAAGGUGCAUUACGUUUUGGGCCACUCGUUGGGAGAGUACACUGCGUUGGUGCUUGCAGGUGUGCUUGAUUUUGGCGAUGCUCUACGGAUUGUAAGAAAAAGGGGACUCUUGAUGGAGGAAUUGAUUGGAAUAGGCGACUACUCAAUGAUGGUUCUAGUAUUCAGACCAGGCAACUUUGAUGCCGUCUCAGCAGUGGCCGCUGAAUACAAUGUGCUUGCAUGUGUGAACAACUCUUCUCAGAUACUGAUCAGCGGUACUUCUUUGCAGGUAGAAAAGGCGUUGGCUGCCAUGCCUGAGGGUGCAGUGUUGAAACUGGUGAAGCUUCCUGUAAAGAUCCCCUUCCACAAUGAGCUUCUCGAGUCAAUUGAGCUGCAAUUGGCUGAAAUGGCUCCAAAGGACUUGAAGCAACCUAUAAAGCCAAUAGUAUCCAACCUUGCAGGCUCAGUGAGUACGGGAAACUGCUACUUGAAUACAGUCAAGGACAAUUCCAAGCCUGUGCUAUGGAAACAGUCCUUAGACUUUUUAAAAAAUAACGGAAUUAAGCAUAUCGUUAACUUGGGGCCAGGGCUGGCGCUUGGUGACAUGAACAAAAGGUCAGGCUUGGAGAAUCACCCUUUAGUUGGUAUAGAAGAUAUGAAAGUGUUAGCAGAGAAGCUCGACAGUCUCUGA